AUGCCUCAGGUUGAUUUGGAAACACUAGUUUCCGCCUUAUCAGGCGGAGCCACCGACCGGAAAAUCACUUGUGAAACGCUCGCCGACGAGGAUAUGCCGGGUGAAGAAGAUGACGUCACUGAAGCCGCCGCUCACGACGUUCCUCCUGAUUUCCCACCGGAAUCAUUCUGGCUUUCCAAGGAUGCCGAACUGGAUUGGUACGAUCGGAAUGCUUUUCUGGAGCGGAAAGAAUCCACCAAAGGAAUAUCCCACUCCGGCAACUUGAACCCAAACGUGAAUCCCCACUCCAACAACAAUUCCCAGCGAUUCUCCGUCAACUUGAAGACUAAGGCUUCUUUGUUCGGCUUGCCCAAGACUCAGAAGCCUAAUUAUGUUGAUGCUAAACGGCGGUGUAAUAAACCGGCCAACGUGAAAUUAUUUCCCAAGCGAUCAGCCUCCGUCGGGAAAACCGCCGUUUCUCUCACUGAACCGUCGUCGCCCAAGGUUUCUUGCAUGGGAAGAGUCCGAUCGAAGCGCGGUCGCCGGAGAACAUCCGAAUUGACGUCCUCCAAGUCCAAGAGAGAGAAAAUUCCCCAGAAAUCAAGAUCGCUCGACGAUAAUAAGAAGCGCAAGAAGAAGGGGUUUUAUUCCAAGUUCUUCUCCAUGUUCAAAUCCGGUCGGGAGGAUCGGAAACCGCUUCAAUCGGAGAUGGAUCUUUCGUUCGAAGAGGAGAAGCCGCGGAAGAGCACGGCUUAUACGACGAGAAAGAUGCCGGACGUUCCAAUCAGCGUCGAGCCGGCGGCACCGGAACCACCGGCGUUGGGAGGGAUGAAGAAGUUCGCAUCCGGCAGGAGGAGCACCGACGAGUUCGAGAGCGCAGAACCGGCGGUAUCGGAACCGCCGGCGUUGGGAGGGCUGAAGAAGUUCGCGUCCGGCCGGAAGAGCACCGACGAGUUUGACGCGGCGCUUAAUGACUUUGUUGCGUCGGGUUGGUCCCACAGAUAG
Oldenlandia corymbosa var. corymbosa is the source of this 984-nucleotide messenger RNA. The record is from the annotation of a GenBank genome assembly. NCBI's taxonomy places the organism in Eukaryota, Viridiplantae, Streptophyta, Magnoliopsida, Gentianales, Rubiaceae.